AUGGUUAAAACUAUAGAUAAAUCAGUAACAACAAAUAUAAAGCAAUAUCACAUAGUUGGUAGAGCUAUCCCAACAGAAAAAGAUAAAAACCCUAAUGUUUAUCGAAUGUGCAUAUUUGCAAAAAAUGAGACAAAUGCAAAAUCACGAUUUUGGUAUUUCAUGAAAAAAAUAAAUAAGUUAAAAAAAUCAAAUGGUGAAAUAUUAGCUUGUGAAAUAAUAAGAGAAAGAUUUCCUCUACGUGUAAAAAAUUAUGGAGUUUUAUUAAGAUAUGAUAGUAGAACAGGAACACAUAAUAUGUAUAAAGAAUUUAGAGAUACUACCAAAGAAGGAGCUAUUUCUCAGUUAUAUUCAGAAAUGGCCGGAAGGCAUAGAGCAAGGGCAUCUUCUAUUAGUAUUAUAAGAAUAUCUGAAAUUAGUUCUAAUUUAGUUAGGAGACCACAUAUUAGACAGUUACUAAGGAAAAAGCUAAGAUUUCCAGCAUUACAUUUGCCUACAUUGAAAAGAGAAUUUAGAAAAAAGUAUGCAGCUAAAAGACCAUCUACAUACAGGAUGUAA
Plasmodium gallinaceum is the source of this 555-nucleotide messenger RNA. Its product is annotated as 60S ribosomal protein L18, putative. The record is from RefSeq and is a predicted model, not a curated record. Lineage: Eukaryota; Apicomplexa; Aconoidasida; Haemosporida; Plasmodiidae. Gene Ontology annotation, biological process: translation. Gene Ontology annotation, cellular component: cytosolic large ribosomal subunit; ribosome. The transcript has 2 exons. Gene Ontology annotation, molecular function: structural constituent of ribosome. Bases 1 to 555 code for a protein of 184 amino acids.